AAUAAGGCGGCACGAGUUUAGUGCAUUAUCCUCAAAUCGUAAUGUGUUAACUCUUUUCUUAUAAAAUUAUUAGUGUCAAAAUUUAUUGUUAUUGUUUAUUGUAGAAACCUUAGAAAACUUUGGCAUUUCCUAAUAUGACUAGAUCAAAGAUAGAGUUAGGAGAUGUAACACCACAUAACAUUAAACAACUCAAACUCCUUAAUCAGGUGGUGUUUCCAGUCUCAUAUAAUGAGAAAUUCUAUAAGGAUGUAUUAGAAGCUGGAGAGCUAGCAAAACUUGCAUAUUAUAAUGACAUAGUAGUCGGUGCAGUUUGUUGUCGAGUAGAUACUUCCGAAAAUUCUAGGCGUUUAUAUAUUAUGACAUUGGGAUGUCUUUAUCCCUACAGAAGGUUAGGAAUUGGUACCGUAAUGGUGCAACAUGUUUUAAAUUAUGUCAACAAAGAUGGAAAUUUUGAUUCGAUCUUUCUCCAUGUUCAAAUAAGUAAUGAAGGGGCAAUUGACUUUUACAAAAAAUUUGGGUUUGAAAUAGUAGAGACAAAGAAACAUUAUUAUAAGAGAAUAGAACCAGCAGAUGCUCAUGUAUUACAAAAGACAUUACGUACUAGAACAAAUCAAACGAAUAAUCAACAACCUAACCAAUGAAAAUUGUUAAUCAUUAAUUUAUCACAUGCCAAGA
Molecule: messenger RNA, 675 nt
Organism: Colletes gigas
Lineage: Eukaryota; Metazoa; Arthropoda; Insecta; Hymenoptera; Colletidae
Gene: san
Product: probable N-acetyltransferase san
Exons: 4
Coding region: 135-641 (168 amino acids)
Biological process (GO): mitotic sister chromatid cohesion
Cellular component (GO): NatA complex
Molecular function (GO): acyltransferase activity, transferring groups other than amino-acyl groups
Source: RefSeq, a predicted model, not a curated record